Molecule: messenger RNA, 1398 nt
Organism: Caenorhabditis sp. 36 PRJEB53466
Lineage: Eukaryota; Metazoa; Nematoda; Chromadorea; Rhabditida; Rhabditidae
Source: the annotation of a GenBank genome assembly
AUGGGAAUCGUGCUCACGGAGCAGGCAAUCCGAGCCGAACUGAAAAAUGAGCUGUCCUCGUUGGUGCACGAGAUUGAUCUGAUUCCGGAGCUUGAUCAGUUGCUCGAUGAUUUCAUUGAGGUGAGGUCUCACUCAGCACAUCCUCACAACAAAGUGUCUUCUGUGUUCUAGAACAAAACGUGGAAUGAGGAUACCCAGGAGCUGUUUACCCGAAUCGUUCUAAAACCUUUCAAAACGUUGAGAACAUCAUUGCUCGUCGUGGAUUUUCAAAAUGAUUUUGUGUCAGGAAGUUUGAGUAUUAAGGUACGCAAAUUUGGUGAAGUUCCUGUAGAACUAGUUCAAGUUUUGAGGAAGGAGAUGCAGAAGAAGAUCCUUUGGAAGCACUGCCCCAUGUGAACCAUCUUCUCCAGGAUGUGAACUGGAACAUGAUAGUUUACACGCAAGAUUGGCACCCCUCCAACCACAUUUCCUUUUUCGAGCACGCGCGAAACCCGGACCGCGAGCUGGCGCCAGAGGACAAGAGCCGCAAGUUGCGUCCGUUCGAUAUUGUCCGUUUUGUGAAGCCAGUUUCCACGAUUCAAGUGCUUUAUCCGAGUCAUUGCAUACAAGGCGGAUGGGGUUCACAGCUUCAUCUCGGUCUGGAACGGGUCGACGGAGCACAUUACAUCAAGAAAGGCGCCGAUGUUUAUGUGGAUGCGUAUAGUGCGUUCAGUGAUAAUUGUGGAAUUAAACAGUGAGUUACUUGGGCGACGGGAUGAUUUCUGAAAAAAGUAAACUAUUCAGAAGUGAGCUCGAGAUGUUGCUACGUAAAAACGACAUCAACGCGGUGAUCGGUUGCGGUCUGGCCUAUGAUAUUUGUGUGAUGCAUACACUGAAAGACGCCUCCAAACAUGGAUUCCUCACUUGUAUCGUUCGAACUGGAAGGUUUGGCACACCAGGUACAAACAAAAAUCCACGUUUUUCCAGCAAAGGACUUUCGUCACUGAAAAUGGAGGAAGCCAACAAAAUGUUUCAAAAAAGAGGCGUGGCCAUAAUAGAUGAUGAAAUGGCUCGUCUGAUCUCCCGGAGGGAAGCCUUUCCAAUCGAAUGGGUACUGAUAUUUUGUGAUCUUUGUAACAUUGUAGGCCAACACUUUUCAAAUUCAUUUUUCAGAUUCGCCUGCUCGUUCAUCAAGCACACAACGAAUUGCACGGAAGGAAAUAAAGGAGAAAGAACAACUUUUAUUACCUUUUGGAAGGAUAUAAUAAUUUUCUGAUAAACAGACAGUACAUAAAAGUUUAUCUUUCUUGUGUGCAGUAUUUUGUGGUGUUUGCGCACACGGCAUCGUAUUCGACGGCAUUUAUUAUAGGGGCGCCGGACAGAAAUGGCGCGCUGUUCGCAAUCUGGCCGAAUUUCUAG